This is a messenger RNA of Oppiella nova, 882 nucleotides long. Lineage: Eukaryota; Metazoa; Arthropoda; Arachnida; Sarcoptiformes; Oppiidae. The record is from the annotation of a GenBank genome assembly.
AUGCCAUUGUUUGAUGAAUUAUCAGAUAGUUUUUUGCGACUCCAAUGGGCGGAUGACCAGCCUCUGGACAUACCAAAUGACUUCAGUUGGACUGGAUAUGAUUUAAUGGGAUAUCAUUUAAGAACUAUGAAGUCGCUAUACAGCCACACGGGAACCUUUAGUAAACUUGUGGCCACUUUUACUCUGAGGCGAGAAUUUGGUCAUUUUAUACUCGAUAUAUACAUCCCUUCCGUUCUGUUUGUCAUCUCUUCGUGGACUUCAUUUUGGGUGGAAAUACCGGCCGCACCGGCCAGAGUCACACUCGGCAUCACCACUAUGUUGACACUCGUUACCAGCGCUAAGACAGCACGAGAUAAGUUACCCAGGGUCUCUUACAUACAUGCUUUGGAUAUAUGGAUUAUAAUGUGCACCUUUUUUAUAUUUGCAUCACUUGUGGAGUACGCGACCGUAAACUUCAUUUACCACAAAGAGAAAAGGAGAUCAAACAAACCCAAGACUAAUACCAAGAAUAACAUCCAAAACAGCACGGGUUUGAAAAGGACUUUAAGUAACAUGUCGUUCAACAGCGGUGUAGACUCCAUGUACAGCUCUAUCACCAGUAAUGGCUUUCUUAAACCGCAGUCGGCGACACCCGAUAUGGGCUUAAGAAGAAAAUCUAUUGUGAGGACUGGAAGUGAUGGUGGGAUUGAGUUGAUUGUACCUGAGCUUAAACUCGACGAUAUAUCCAUACCGUCAACCCGACCAUCAAUUAUUAGUAACAGUAAACCAAACACCUGUUCCCCUGUAUUCAAAGCCAAACCUCAAGAUAUUGCUAAUGAGAUCGAUCGCAAGUGUCGACUAAUAUUCCCGAUUAGUUUUCUCAUAAUAAAUAUCAUUUACUGG